Messenger RNA from Linum trigynum, 5361 nucleotides. NCBI's taxonomy places the organism in Eukaryota, Viridiplantae, Streptophyta, Magnoliopsida, Malpighiales, Linaceae. The record is from the annotation of a GenBank genome assembly.
AUGGAGGUCGGUGGAGCCGAGCUGGAGAACUUGACCGAAUUACCGGUUGCUUCUAAUCUUCCCGAACCGUCGACGAACCCUAAUUCGUCGGAGCAGCUGGCGGCCGCGGUCCGUAGGGAAGACGGGGAGCUUUCUUCAUCAUCUGAUGACGACGAAAACUGCAGUUCCAGGUUGCUGGAGUCAUCUGGCACUGAUUUUCCUUCAGAAGCUGGGGGGCUUUGUCUUGUUGAGCCAACAAAGACGUCUAUGCUAUGUGCUCCUUCAGAGAAUGGAACUCGGACGACUAGUCCUGUGAAUUCUGUUGAUUUUAUGAACCACACCUCUGUAGGAGCAAAUAAUGACAAGAGCUUUGGUAAGAAUUCGAUAUCAGGCAGAUCAUCUAGUUCAGGAUGGCAGCCAGCUUCAGCAGGUGACAAUAAUCUUGUGAUAAGAUUCUCGGAUGAGGAUACUGGUAGUGAAUCUGACGAUCGGAGUCAAAAGAAGAAUUUGGGAUCUACAAGGAGAAAUGGAACAGAUGGAAUUGGGAAGGUAAUUCCACCUUCAUCAAUGCCCAAGAAGUUACAACAUGCUGGAAACAAUGUACGAAACAUAAUUCCUAGGAAACCAUCCCUGAGUCGCACAUUUGUCUCAUCCGCCAGCAAGAUCAACAGAGUAAAUAGCUCUCGAACUUGGACAGCACAAGCUGAGCAAACAUCACGAGUUAGAAAUUUCAGCAAUGGUAAUAGAAAUACAGUUACUCAAGCGAAUACCUUUGGGCUGGGUCUAGGUUCAAACCAAGCUAAACUACACGACUUACGGCAGCAGAUUGCUUUGCGGGAACAGGAACUGAAGCUUAAGUCCGCACAACAAAAUAAGCAAUCUGCUUUGGUUUCGGUUAAAGCCAACAUUUAUAAGAACCAGUCCAGGAAUGCUUCCAGAAAGUCGAACACAAUGUGCUCUGAUGCUGCACCAAAGGAACCUGAUAGGAAACGCCAGAAACUGAAUGGGUCCUUUCCCAGCCAGCUUAAGGCGGAUCAUCAUGUAAAUCUUCCUCCAAAACCUGUUCAAACAUCAACUGCCCAGACUGCUGGUCGUGAACAGGAGAACGUGGUUAAUAUUGAAAAUACAGGCAAUCCAAAGAGAACAACGGCUUCAGAUGCUGUCAAAUCACUGGAACAAGAUAACCAUCUGGGGCACAGAACAUCAUCAGCAAAUCCAGCCAGUGGGUUGUAUGGCAGUGAACGCAUCAUGGCUAAUCGCAGCAAUAAUAGUACUCCAAACAGAAUGGCUUCAGAAAUUGUCAAAGCACUUGGACAAGAUAAUCAUCUGCCCCCUAUCACUUCAUCAGCAAAUCCAGCCAGUACAAGCAUUGAUGACGGGCACGUGCGGCCUAAUCAAAUUGGUAUACAGAGAAAUAUUGAGGGGGAUCAUAUGCAUAUGGUACAUAAGUACCCAGGUCCUUCAAAGACGGUGAUGAGUGAACAACAUUUGUUCAGCAGCCAAGGUACCUCUGGUGGUAGAAUUAUAUCGCCGCCUGUAGAGAACAUAUUGCAGUCAUCUCUUAAUAAUGCAAGAUUCUCAAGUUAUUCGGGCGUGGUGGAUGUCUCUCAAAAUAGUGACAAAGAUCUACGACCAUUAGUUGAAAUGGAGGAAACAUUGGACAGGGAGCUGGAGGAAGCCCAAGAACUCAGACACAGAUGUGAAAUUGAAGAGAGAAAUGCUCUUAAAGCUUAUAGGAGAGCGCAGAGGGCUCUGAUUGAGGCUAAUGCUAGGUGUACAGAGCUUUAUCGCAAAAGGGAACUGUACUCAGCCCGUUUUCGGUCACUUAUUAUGAAGGAUUCCAGUUUGUUAUGGUCAACUGGGGAUCAUGGCUAUUCUGGAAUGGAUUUGAGUUCUGUAGGACAUGCAUGUAAAAACAUACAGCUAAUACCUACAUCAAUUCAGCAGCAGCAGCUGUGCGAUGGUCAGAAUUUGAGGUCUGAGCCUUGCAGUGAUCCAGAUGUGAGCAUGUCUGAGCCGUUGCAUCAUGGCCUCAAUAAUGCUGCAACUCGAGGUAGCUCUCCUCUUGAUGAUCCAAUUGUUUCAACAGAUGAAGAUGAAGAGGUAUUUACGUCGAAGCAUGACACUAUCCGCAGCAGAAACAUGCAGCCAGUAGCACAUAAUUCCUCGGAACAAUUAAAAGAUUCUGAUCAUCCUCAGGAUAAGGACUUCUCUAUGAAGGACUCCCAGGAUUCGAUUAAUCUUGAGGCAUCAUUGAGGUCUGAGCUAUUUGCUCGGUUGGGCAUGAAAGCUUUUCCAAAGAAUACCGUUUCAUCAUGUUUAGAGUCGGCAGGUGAACUGGGAACUGAAAAUGAUGAUGCAAGUGAAAGAACUCAGAUGAGCGAUAGCAGUCUUCCUGUAUUAGCUACUGAAGAGCACCAAGAAUGUGAUCUUGAAGGCAAGGAUAAUGCUGAAAGAAGUAUAUCCAAGGCUCCUGCCCAGGACACGAACGUUGAUAAGUCCUCUCACUCCACUGCUGAUUCUGGGCGCAUUGGGUACCCUACCAGAGGUCAUCAAUUGACUCCUGCUAUGUUGUCAGCUCCUACAGUUUUGAGAAGUGUAUUCGGACAUCUGAAAGUUAUAUCCCCAACAGCUUGCUUAGCUGUGAAGUGUACAGACAACCAGAAUCGCUAUACAGUUGAUAAAUAUGCCGGAGAUAAUGAUAAUGCUGGCUCUAUGCUAGUCCAGUAUGACAACGUAACUGCAACUUCAAUGGAGGAAAGCAAUAAGGAUGUAUAUGCCAUGGAAAUUGGUUCCUUUAACACAAUUGACAGAUAUGCUGGAGAUAAUGAUAAAGGUGACUCUAUGGUAGUCCAGUAUGGCAAUGUAACUGCAAAUUCAAUGGAGGAAAGCACUAAGGAUGUAUAUGCCAUGGAAAUUGGUUCUUUUAACAGCAAUGCCACAAUCGAUCCAUUUUGGCCAUUAUGCAUGUAUGAGCUUCGAGGAAAAUGCAACAACAGUGAAUGUCCAUUGCAGCAUGUUGCAGAUUUCUCUGCUGGAAAUAAGAAUCAGCAUGUUGGCUCUCAUGAUUCUGGUCGCUCCCCUGAAGUACAAAUAGCAAGAACAGCAGCAAAACCAUCCAACCUUGGUGGUAUUUUGGAAUUACCGACUUAUCUGGUUGGUUUGGAUAUCAUGAAGGCACAUACAAAAAAAUAUGAAUCCAUUGUAGCAUGGAAAGAUGGAAAAUGCUGGCAGAAAGCUUUCAGUGCUUGCUUGGCUCUUUCCAGUUUGCUCGUGAAAGAUUUGCCUGCAAAUGAGCUUUUUUUAAGUGGGAAUGAUGGUCGAAUCGAGGUGCACGGGAGUUCGAUUACACAGCUAUCUUGCUUCCACAGUAGGAAUAGCCAAGUGAAUCAAGCAAUACCUAGUAGCAUCCAUGCCCUGGAAACAUCCCUUCUUACUCUCUGCCAGGAGGUUAACAAAGUAGAGAAUAUGAAAAAGGCUCUUAGUAUUCUGUCAAGAGCUAUUGAAUCUGAUCCGGCAUCUGAAACCUCAUGGAUAAUUUAUCUCCUUGUGUACUACAGUAACAUCAAGUCCCAUGAGAAGGAUGACAUGUUCCCCUCUGCGGUUGAAUUCAAUCCUGCAUCCUACGGACUUCGGCUCAUGUACAUCAACAGCCGUGUACAUCUCAAUGAGCGGUUAGCUGCAUAUAUUGAAGCUAUCAGAGCGCUUUGCCCGAAAGUCUUUGCUUCUGAGAAUGGUGAAGAAAUGCACAGCUCUUGCAUCUUGGACCUGUUCCUGCAGAUGCUGGAUUGUUUGUGCAUGUCAGGGAAUGUCAAUAGAGCAGUCCAAACAAUUUAUGGACUCUUCGGUUUGGCAGCCUAUUCAGAUGAGCCUAAUUCUCUGUUGCUCUCUGAUAUCCUCACAUGCUUAACAAUUUCUGACAAAUAUGUGUUCUGGAUUUGUUGUGUGUACUUAGUUAUUUACAGGAAGUUGCCCAUCACUGUUCUACAGCAGUUUGAGUGUCCGAAAGAUCUCCCUGCAAUUCAGUGGUCACCUGUUGAUUUAGGGGAUGAUGAGAAGGUUAGAGCCGUUGAGCUGGUAGAAAGGGCCACGGACUCUUUGAAAUUGUUGAGCUACAGUGAAUCACCUGGAAGUGAAGCCAGUCAGAGGGUUGCUCGGAAUUUUGCUCUCGGUCACAUUGGGUGUCUGAUGGCCCUUGGUAGGUUAGAAUUUUGUUGGAGUUUGUUGGAGACAUAUUUGGAUAUGCACCCAGAGUUCCUAGAGCUGUUACUCGUGUCAGCAAGAAGCCAAGCAACAGAUUUUGAGUGUUCAACCCUUGACGGAUUCGAGAAUGCCCUUACUAACUGGCCAAAAGAAGCCCCUGGAAUCGUUGGGUUGUGGAAUCAAUAUAUUCAGGUUGCGCUCGAGAGACGAGGUCCUGAUCUUGCUAAACAACUCCUUGUCCGUUGGUUCAACUCCAUAUCCGAAGUUACAUCUACAGACAGUAAUCAUUCUGUUGAAUCUUUGGCAUCGGUAUCAGUAUCAAGCUCAGAGUUUUCGAUGCCCUAUUCGAAUAGGAUGGACAUAAUGUUUGGAUACCUUAACCUCUCUCUUGCAAAAUUGCUGCAGAACGAUCACAUUGAGGCACGUGCUGCCAUCGACAGGGCUUUCAAGAGUGCAGUCCCUGCCUAUUUCAAUCACUGUCUGGUAGAACAUGCUGCAUUCUUGCUGAACCACGGGCAGCAUCGGCAAACGAAGGAAGAUACUUCUCCUAUCAGUGAGCGGCUGAGGAUUUUGAGAGGUUACUUGGACGAUGCUCGGGAUUUGUUUAUACCCAAACCAUUGUCCAGGGAAUUCAUCAAGACUGUUGAAAAGCCAAGAGUUCAGCAGCUCAUUAGCAACAUAUUGAGUCCAGUCUCGUCUGAGUUCUUGUUGGUGAAUUUGGUUCUGGAGGUAUGGCAUGGUCCAUCUCUUCUACCACCGUGGGACUCAAUAAUCAACGCAAAGGAAUUGGUCGAUCUCGUUGAAGCGAUCUUGGAGAUGGUGCCUUCAAAUUACCCUCUAGCGCUCUCUGUCUGUAGGAUGUUGAAAGAAGGAUCCCUGGACGGGACAUCUUCUCGGAGUUUGCUAUUCUGGUCGAGCUCGACAUUGAUUCAGUCCAUCUUCCAGGCUAUCCCGGUGGCACCUGAAUGUGUUUGGGUUGAAGCUGCGCAAGUCUUGGCAGAAACCGAAGGGGCUGAUUUACUCUCCGAGCGGUUUUACAAGAGAGCUCUUUCCGUGUAUCCAUUUUCCAAGAAGCUUUGGUGUCGUUAUAAGGAGGUAGCCAAGGGUAGGAGUGGGCGAGGUAGCACCACUGGUGCUGUGGAGGAAGAAGCAAGGAAGAGGGGUAUUGAAGUGGAAUGA